GAAGACACUUCUUUUCUGCUUACAUCGCUAGGGUUCUUCAAGCCUCAACAGCAGCUUAGCUUCUACAGCUCUCUUCCACCCACCCGAAGCCAUGUCAAGGAGAAAGACCAGAGAGCCCAAGGAGGAGAAUGUGACCCUUGGACCUGCCAUUAGGGAAGGGGAAUUGGUGUUUGGUGUUGCCCACAUUUUUGCAUCAUUCAAUGACACAUUCAUUCAUGUUACUGAUUUGUCUGGCCGGGAAACACUGGUUCGCAUCACUGGUGGAAUGAAGGUCAAGGCUGACAGAGAUGAAUCUUCUCCGUAUGCAGCUAUGCUUGCAGCACAAGAUGUGUCUCAACGAUGCAAGGAGCUCGGGAUUACAGCUCUUCACAUUAAGCUUCGGGCUACAGGUGGAAACAAGACCAAGACUCCCGGUCCAGGUGCUCAGUCUGCUCUCAGAGCCCUUGCUCGGUCAGGCAUGAAGAUUGGCCGUAUAGAGGAUGUUACUCCAAUUCCCACCGAUAGCACCCGUAGAAAGGGCGGAAGAAGGGGAAGGAGGCUGUGAUUCCUUGGUUAUACUUGUGUUCGUACUCACCACCAUGUUUGGAACCAUCAAGUCCAGGCGUUUUUGUUUUGCUUUUGCUCUAUAUUUCGAGUGUUUAAACAUUUUGUAGCCAAGAAGCGCUUAUGGUUGUCUGUUUUACCAACUUUUGGUAGUAGUAUGUCAUAUUACAACUAAUUUUUACUGUCUUUGUUUAAUGUCAUAUUUUGGUUUAUUAGACUAA
Messenger RNA from Ipomoea triloba (trilobed morning glory), 764 nucleotides. Its product is annotated as 40S ribosomal protein S14. The transcript is spliced from 6 exons. The record is from RefSeq and is a predicted model, not a curated record. NCBI's taxonomy places the organism in Eukaryota, Viridiplantae, Streptophyta, Magnoliopsida, Solanales, Convolvulaceae. Gene Ontology annotation, cellular component: cytosolic small ribosomal subunit; ribosome. Gene Ontology annotation, biological process: maturation of SSU-rRNA from tricistronic rRNA transcript (SSU-rRNA, 5.8S rRNA, LSU-rRNA); ribosomal small subunit assembly; translation. Bases 92 to 544 code for a protein of 150 amino acids. Gene Ontology annotation, molecular function: structural constituent of ribosome; small ribosomal subunit rRNA binding; mRNA 5'-UTR binding.